Messenger RNA from Helianthus annuus (common sunflower), 3563 nucleotides. RefSeq lists its product as uncharacterized. The record is from RefSeq and is a predicted model, not a curated record. Lineage: Eukaryota; Viridiplantae; Streptophyta; Magnoliopsida; Asterales; Asteraceae. Bases 642 to 3296 code for a protein of 884 amino acids. The transcript has 10 exons.
GUUACAAAAUUCAACACAACCAAGCACCGUGAUUUACUCCCUUCAAUGAACUCGCCGGCAUAAACAUAAUCAUGAUUUCUCCCGAAAAUGUCAAAGACGAUGCUACACUGGUUCUGUCGAAACUCUAUACUGUCACGAUCGGCGACGAUACAUCCAAUCUCUUCAAACUCCACAGUAUGUGUAGGUAUUCAAGAUUCAUUGCUGAAGAGGCUCGUUUCGGCGAUCGAGUGUGUAGGGACCUGAAUUUUCUGCAGUAAAUUGAUGUACCCAAGAGAGGGCUUUUUUGAUGAUUAAAAGGUGUAGUGUGUUUCCUGUAUAUAAGUAUGCUCCUCAAAAUAUCCCACGCGGGAUUUUGCAGUGAAAUUAAAAGGAUUGAUUUGGGGGAAUCAAGCAUAAAAUACUUUUAUAUUUGGGCAAUAUGAAUUUCCCCUAUUUUUUGCUACCAUGAUUUCCUCCCCACACAAUCACGGUGGAAUCAAAACCCCUAAUGGUAGAGGAUUUUGGUUUGUGGUUGAAGAGCUGUAUAUAAACCCACGCGACUACCAAGAUGACACACACCACUACCAAUCAUUAUUUAUCAAACCUGUGUGUGUAGCUGUUGACGGAUUCGUUGUGUAGGUUCCACUUCUGGAGUGUGAAAUAUGUAUGAAAUUCGGAAAAGCCCAAGGAUUGGAAACAUCAAAUCUGCCAGUGUGAACGUGGACAAGGCAUCAAAAAAAAUUGUGGAUGUUCAUGAAGCCGGUAUGUUAGGAAAGAGGCACCACUCGGGAAAUCUGAUUAAUGGUAAUAGGCCUUCAAAAGGUGUCCUUCAGAAGGCUGCACCUGCGUCAGACGGUAUGGUGGAAGAUGAUGAUUUUGUUGAAACCGUCCCCAAGAUGUUAGUACCAAAACAUGAAAAGCCAAAGUUAAUAGACAGGAAGAAAAAGGGUGAAAUAAAUAUUGGUGGAGAGUACCCUCAUAAGAUACGGACGAGAUCAUCACCUAAGUCGCUUUAUGAAGCUCUUCAAAAGUUGUCUACGGAGCAAAAAGAUUGUGUAAGACAUAUGGGGUUUGGGAAGAUGUUGUCGUUUACCGUUGACGGUAUACCUGGACAGCUGGGACACUACGUCGUGGACAAUUUGGAUACAAAUAGGAUGUGUAUUAAAUUGGAGAGGGGGUCGAUUGAUAUUACCAAAGAGGCGAUACAUCAGUUAGUUGGUGUUCCCAAUGGUGGGGUGUGGAUGAAUAAUAUUGAUGAUAAGAGAGCUGAUAAAGCAAUGAGCAAACUAUGGAGAGCUCACUAUCCGAGGGAUGAGGUGAGCCCCGGUGAUAUUGCUAAGCGACUAGAAACACACAAAGUUGCUGAUUGGAUGUUUAGGGUUGAUUUUCUGCAGCUGUUCUCAAGCAUAAUGAUUAACUGCCAGAAAAACGGGAAAUGCAAGAUGUGCCUCCUCCCCUACUUCACGGAGGAAAGAGAUAUUAGUGAACUAGAUUGGUGUUCUCUUAUAUACAAGACAAUAGCUGAGUGUAAGGACGAUUGGGUACGGGACGAUCGAAAAAGUUAUUUCGCUGGUCCUCUUACAAUUCUGACGCUGUUAUAUGUUGAUUGCACAAAUUGUUCUGGGUUGCCGCUUGAAAGACGAAAGAUUGCAUUGGCUGAUUGGGAUAUGAAUAAACUUAAACAAAGACAACAUGCUGAAAUACAGUGUGGAGGAUUUGGGAGAGGAGAAACCAGGAAGAUAUUUGUUGAAUGUGGAGCAGGCACUGCUCAAGUAUCUGAAGCGAAAUCAGAGGGACAGGUUACUGAAGAACAUUAUAUUCGUAUGAAUCAGUUAGGCUGUAGAUCAGCCCAAGUGUUGGGGUAUGUGUCAAAGUUGAAUGAUCUCAUGUCGGCUAUGUCUCGGUACAAGAUGGAGUUUGAGAUGGUCAUAAAGGAAGCCUUAGGAUCUAAUCCACAAAAUUCAGACAUCAUAAAUAUAUCAUCUAAAUACGAUGAUUUGUUUUCUGUGAGACCCGAUGGAAAUAAAUCCAAUGAAGUUAGAAAUGAGUCUAUAUCCAAAGGGAAGGAGCUGAUGGGGGUUGAUGAAGAACCAUUAUCACAGUUCUGGACCGACCCAACAUCUUUUGACAACAUUUGCAAAACUGUUGACAGUCUGGUGCAGAAACACCUCAAUAGUGGAAAUGGAUUUUUUGAUGGGACAUGUGAACCUUCCUUCAGCCUUGGACUUACGCAGGGGGAUGUAAUGUGUGAUGCUGAUUUCAUCACACCAACGCGUGGGCAACACCAAAGUGUGGAAAGUGAAGAUGAUGACCAUAUACCUUUGAGUGUUGUUAUGGCACGGCUCAGUAAGGAUGCAGCUAAACGUGAGAAAUCAAAACGGAUCACACGUGUAAGCAACUUACUGAGGUCGCCAUAUAAGAAUAGGGUUGUUGAUAUCAACAACCCUGAGCAUAAAGAAGAAGAAAAAGUGUGGGAGUAUCUGUGGCGUAUAUCAGGAGAGCAAGGGGAGGUGAUUUUCUCCACAAGGGAUGGACGUGUUGGAGUCCGUGGUUUGUUUGAGAGCUUGCAGCCAAAUGCGGUGGUUGAAAACAAUGUCAUUGAUUGUUGGUCGAUUGUUUUGAACCACGAGGAGGGUGCGCGAAGCCCGGAUUCAGAAUACAGACUCUUUAUAGGAUGCUCUGUUCUUCUAAGUGAACUUGGGGUGGGAUUCAGUAGAAUUGAAGAUAAUAGAGCUGUUGCUAAGAUAAAACGAAGUAUCUUCCUAACUGUGAAUGGAGACAAAUCACUAAUGAACCUAGCUACCUAUGACUUAGUUUUCUUCCCGAUCCAGUUGGCGAUGCAUUAUUUCCUGGUUUGUUUUGAUCUGAAGAAUCCUACAAUUUUCGUUGUUGACAGCAUUGAUAUGAAAACCAAAAAAAGAUUAAAAAAGGCUGAGAGGGAACUAGAUGAGAAGCAUGUGCAGGACAUGAAUGAGAAAGUUUUGAAAGUGAGACAUCAUUUUGCGAAUUAUCUACAAUCGGUGGGACAUGUGAAGACAAGUGUCAUUAGAGCCCAGACACCCAAAUGGGUGAAAUUAAGGUGGGCAACAUACGGCAACUAUGUAGAGUCCGGUAUCUACAUGAUGCGGCAUAUGGAGACCUACAUGGUCAAGAGAGAAAGAAAUUUCGAAUGUGGCUUCGCUUUGGGGGGUGCUAAACAAAAGCAACAACUGCUAAGUUUGAAAAAGAAGUAUGCGGCGAAGAUCCUUUUGUCAGAUGCUAACAUUCUACGCGGUGACAUUGCGAAGGUUAUUGAAGAACAAGGAACCGUGAAGUAGUAGUAUAAUAACGGUUAUAGUGUUUUUGCGUGGCAUAAUGACUGUUUUGGGAAACCUGAUGGUUUAAACUUUUUUCUUUUUCUUUUUCUUUUUCUUUCUUUCUUUUUUUUUUUUUUGCAAUGUGUUUUCGAGUUUUAUUUUAGCACCUGUUGAUAACUCAAGUUUGGGUUUUAUGUUUGAAGUAUGAAAUGUUUUAAUUGAAUAUGUUGGAUGCUACCUUUAAUUUUGAGUACUUUAUGUAUUAAAUAAUGCUUCAUAUCACGUCUA